Messenger RNA from Microthlaspi erraticum, 627 nucleotides. The record is from the annotation of a GenBank genome assembly. NCBI's taxonomy places the organism in Eukaryota, Viridiplantae, Streptophyta, Magnoliopsida, Brassicales, Brassicaceae.
AUGGCUCCACGAGUGAAGUCCUUGGCUGAUGAUCAUCUGAAGAGCAAGAAGUCUGUUUUCAAACAGAGAUUCCCCGGUUUCAAGAAGAAAGCGACAGAGCUCUCUGUUCUCUGCGGAAACUCCGUGCGAUUCAUCUGCUACGGUCCCGACGAAAAGGAUCUCCAUGUCUGGCCUGAGAACCCAAAAGCUAUGCAACAGAUCGUGGCCAGAUUCAAUGCGCAGAGCCAUCUAAAGAGGAAGAAGAACGGCUGCGAUCUCAAGCCCAAGAUUGGUCUUUCGUUUGUGUUUGAUAAGGUUAGGAUCGGAAUGGAUGAUGAUAGGAGAAGAGUUAGGUGUGACAGUUUUCUCCAUGUUUUUGCCCGUGAAGGAUGUUCUAUGGUGGAGAUGUCGUGUGCUGAACAUGAUUGGCACGCUGCUGGAUCGCAGUUCAUCACACAUACAGUGGGAAGGGUUCUAGAGAAGCUGAGCUUGGAAUCUACUCAUGUUGAUACAAAGGGUAACGAGACAUUGCUAAAACUGGUGGAGAAUACUUCUGGUGACAGCUUUGAUCUUUACUGUGGACUGUUUUUGUACAAUCCUAAUGCAAUGGAACAGCUUGAGAGGUUCGGUUGGCUUUCGAGUCUUUGA